Salvia splendens (bonfire salvia) is the source of this 991-nucleotide messenger RNA. Its product is annotated as DNA replication complex GINS protein SLD5. The record is from RefSeq and is a predicted model, not a curated record. NCBI's taxonomy places the organism in Eukaryota, Viridiplantae, Streptophyta, Magnoliopsida, Lamiales, Lamiaceae. Gene Ontology annotation, biological process: DNA-templated DNA replication; double-strand break repair via break-induced replication. The transcript is spliced from 6 exons. Gene Ontology annotation, cellular component: GINS complex. The coding region runs from base 54 to 716 and encodes 220 amino acids.
AGUAGAAAAGAAUAUACAAAUUAUUUUGUUGGAGGAAGAAGAGAUUUUAUUCUAUGGAUUCAGGUGCAGGAGAAAGCUCUGCUGCCGACGAUUACGAGUCGUUGAUGUCGACCACCGACGCCGAGCUGCUGAAGAGCGCGUGGCGGAACGAGAAAGCGGCGCCGGAGAUUCUCAAUUACGCCGCUGAUUUGGUGCAGAGGUCGCGCCAGCAGAUCCAAUUAAUGGAAGAAAUGGUGGAAGAUUACAUCAACGAUGGUGUUGAUCCACUAACAGUAUCUCUUUACCAGAUUGACUUGGACAGGACCAUGUUCUUGUUGAGAUCUUAUCUCCGCACUCGUCUUCAAAAGAUUGAAAAAUACGUCUUUCAUAUACAGAAAACUGCAGAAGAAUGGAAUAGGCUUUCUAAGCAGGAACAGAAGUUUGCUUCAAGGUUUGCUGGAGACAUAAAGCAUCAUCUGGAUCAGUCUGUUCUCUCUAGAUUGCCAGAUCAAUACCAGUCCCAUUUGAGGCAAUCUGCAGCAAGUGAAGAAGACGACAUGGUUCCAGAGCCGCAGCUGGAUUCCUAUGUCGUCUGCAGAAGCAAGAAAUACUUGGGAACCUAUCAGCUCAACGACGGGGGAGAGGAGCUUAUUAACAUUGAAGCAGACGAUUUGUAUGCUUUGCCAUACAAGUCUAUAAAGCCACUCGUUGAGAGUGGCCAAGUCGAUCUCGUUUAACCACCCGAGCCCAGCUGCUGUCGCCCCCAUGUGUGAUAGUGAAGGAGGAUGUUAAAUUGCAAGGACAAGAACAAUGCAUCCAGCUCUUGUACAAUGGCAUUUGUUUGUCGUUGCACCUGUGUUUUUGUCUUUGUGAUCGGCUGUAAGGUAUGAAAUACUAUGAAUUAUAUACGGUUCAAGAUUCGGACACGUGUUAUUUAGUUGGAUUAAGUCUGAGGUUUGAUUGUUUUAUUGGAUGGUUGCCUCUGAAAUCUGAUUGGCUCCAAUCUCGUUUA